This is a messenger RNA of Drosophila biarmipes, 2866 nucleotides long. RefSeq lists its product as uncharacterized. The coding region runs from base 441 to 1742 and encodes 433 amino acids. NCBI's taxonomy places the organism in Eukaryota, Metazoa, Arthropoda, Insecta, Diptera, Drosophilidae. The transcript is spliced from 2 exons. The record is from RefSeq and is a predicted model, not a curated record.
CGUUCGCCAGCGCGGUCACACUGCAGAGCAGUACUAAAAUCGACGUUAACAUUUCUGAUCAAUUAAACUAUAGAAAAACCCGGCCGCAGAUCGCACACCGAGCGUACCGCCCUCGCCACGCCCACAGCCGCCCCCGCCGCCACGCCCCCUGGCGCGGGUCACAUCGACAGAGAGCCUCAGCGCGCGCGUGUGUGUGUGCCCAAGGAGAGGAAGAAGACGAAGAAGAAAAAAAAACAGGCAGGCGAAAAGCGAUAAGAAACGGAAUACACUGGAAGAAAAGAGCUGCGAUAAGAGCGGGGCGAGCGGAAGUAGCCAAGAUUCUGGGAUGGAUUAGUGGGCACAGCGGGACCUCGAGCUCAGCCAACAGUGGGAUAAGCAGGCACCAGGACCUGGAUCGGCAACGGGAACCGGAACGGAGCGAGGGCCAGCCAGCAGCAGCCAUGUCCUCGGCCGUGAACAUCCAGAUCGUCUCCAUGCCGAACCUGGCCAAGAUCGAGAGCUAUCUGAAGGAUGUCAGCUACCGGGAGACGAUCGAGUACAGCGCCAACUUCAACACGCGCCUGUGCAUCGAGCGCCGCCUCCGGCUGCCCUUCCUCGAUCCGCAGACGGGCGUCGCCCAGAACCACUCGCAACUGUUCCUGGACAAGCGCCAGCGGAUGCCCGGCUUCCGGCAGGGCCAGAUCUACACGUAUCCGGCGGCCCGCUGGCGGAAGAGCCGCCGCCAGUACUUGAGCAAGAUGUACAGUCGCUUUCCGGAGCGCCCCUUCCAGGCGCUACGCAAGGAGCACGAGGCUCUGGUGGCCAGCGGUGUGAAUCUGGGCCUGAGCAGCCUGCCCAGCGGCGUGGGCCCCCUGCCCGGCAGCAAUAGCCUGGCCAGCAGUUCCUCCCUGACGCUCAACAUGCUCACCGGCGGCGGAGCAGCGCCCGCGGUUCUGGGCUCCCUGCACAGCGACACUGCCCACGAUUUCAAUGGGGCCUUCAGCAUGGAGGAGUCCAGCUCGCUGGGUGCCGCCGGCGGUGACACAUCCGACAGCAAGGACAGCCAACAGCAGCAGCACCAGCAACAACAGCACCAGCAGCAGCAGGCCGUCAAGGAGGAGCAGCUGCCCAAGGAGUGGUUCUACGAUGACAUGGACAUGAACGAUGUGGACUCGCUGGAGGAGCCCAAGUCGCCGGCGGACGAUGAGUACGACUAUGAUCCGCGCUACGGGAACAAGAAGCGGCGCAAGCGACGGCCCGGCAAGCGGGCUGGCGACUCCGGUGGCGGCGGCGGUGGAGGCGGCGCCGGUGGCGGUGGCAAUUCCGGCGGCAGCUCCAGCUCGAGGCGGCGCAGUGCCGCGGUCAGGUCGCGCAUCACCACGACGGACGCGGCGCUGGACGCCUCGCUGGAGGCCAUCGAGUCCGGUGAGAGCGUGCCGGGCAGCAAUGGCGGCCCAGUCGCCGGCGGUGGCAUCCUCAGCGGCAGUCUGGCAGCCGGUUUGGCAGGUGCAUCCGCAGCCGGCGGCGUUGGUGGUGGAGCAGGAGGCGGCGGAGGAUCGGGAGCCUCGGCCAACAGCCGGCGAUCCCGGGGAGCGGGAACACGCGGCCGACGACGGGCCAAGGGACCGGCCGGCGCCGCUGGAGGCGACCCGUCGAGUCCCGGCAUGGUCAUCGAGCCGCCAUCCUUCGAGAGUGCCGCCGCCGCGGUGGGCGUGGUCGAGGACGCGAACGCCCACCUGCGCAACUAUCGGAAGUAUCUGUAACCGCUCUUUCGACGCCACCAUCUCGUCGUGUAACCAAUCAAACCCCUGUUUUCGCAUUGUUUUACCCCCCGCCUACCGACCGUGCACCCAUUCGCGCCUGAUUUAAAGCUACUCCAUGGACUUCAGUUGACCCGCGACAGCAGAAAGAACCGAAAACAGAAAUGAAAGUGUAAGGAAGAGAAUCAAAUACCAUUGUGGACCAGGAACCGAAACAGGAUAAGGAUCAGGAUCACGAUCAGAACCGCGCGUCAGGCCGUAGCCAAUACAAUUCCAAUGUUUCGCCUCUCUUAACUCUUAACUCUGUUCCCAUAGCCAAUUGAUUGUUGUUUUUUGAACUACCCGGGCACGGGCGAACUUCGCCGGCGGAAAACUGGCGAGUGCCUGUCUGGGACCAGUAUUCGGGGACACCUUGCCACUCUCCCAGGCGGUAAUGGGCGAUCCUAAGCCAUUGCGUCGGGGGAAGAGUGUGUCCCUGAGUGGUUUCCACUGUUCGUUCCCAGUUUUCUGCCGGGCAGUUCGCCCGUCCACACGAUUGUAUUGUACAUUGUGUAUGCGAGUGUACAGGCACUGCACCUACUAUAUAUUUACGUGCGUUAUGUUAGCGACUCUACUUAAGGCCCGUCCCCCGGGGGACCGGCUCCGCACCUAAUCGCAAUCUCUCGGUUUCCCUUCGCUGCAUGUCCUGUGCAAACCACUUUCUCCGCUGUCCCGCGACCCCCGCACAUAUUAUAUUCAAUUUUUAUUUAACCAAACGUUUAGUUGAAAGGAAGACGACACUUCAAAUUGUAAUCUAUUUAGGCAAGUGGUAGGGUAUCUCUAGCAUGUAGAAGAAGCUAAAAACAAUUUCGUAAAACCAAAAUUUUUUCUCUAGAAUCAUAAUUCUUAAGCUGGGCUGAAGAGACGAAAAACAAAUUUCUAGCUGAGGAAUGGAUAAGGAUAAAAGCAAAACAAAGAUCAAAAAGGGAAAAACUCAAAAAAAAGUUAUGUACAUUUUGGAAGAAUCGAGUCCACAAAAUUUUAACAGACGAGAGGCAAAAAUCAGACAAAAGCUAAGACCCACAAGAGGAGGCAAAAAAAAAUGGAAAUAGGUUUCUAAGAUGUUUUAAUAUAUUUUGUAAUAACAA